UUAAAUAAAAGAGAACUGCAGCGUAUAUACUCUGUAAACCACAAGAUGAUGGUUUUGAGAUCAUUCUUGCUAGAAAAUCCAUAUAAAGAGUUAGUGUUUUAAAAGGUUACAUGCAACUUUUGUUCUUGCUCUCCACCAUGAGGCAGCUGUACAUCAUGCUCUUUUUAACCUCCAUGAAUUGCAGUAUGCACUACAAAGGAAGGGUCGUGAUUGUCCUGGAUCCACCCUGGGAAGAUUUAUUUGAGACAGAGUCAAUCAUUCUGAAAUGUAUGGCUGAGGAUGGAUCUUCUGGAUGGAAGUAUGAGUGGGCAAAAGAAAAUAAGGGAAUGCUUGAAAAGCUGAAGAACACCCCUGGCAGCAAUGGAGAUACAUACAGAAUCAUCUCUGUUAAAGAGUAUGACAGUGGAAUUUACUGGUGUCAAGCUGAUAGAGGGACUGAAAAAACUGAGAGUGCAUCAUGCACCUUAAACGUCUUAAAGGGGCAUCCAGGAGUUUCAAUUACUCUGCAACCACCUUUCACAAAAGUUUAUGUGGGAGAGUGGAUCAGUCUAAAGUGUGAGGUGAAAGAAAUGUCUGCUGGCUGGAAAUAUUUCUGGAGUGGUGGCUCAGAUUCAAACUUAAUUCAAGCUCAAUACAUACCUGAUGCCACUGCAAUUGGAACCGAACUGAGAUUUAAACCAGUGAAUUUAUCUCAUCAAAUGCUGUACUGGUGUCAAGCUUUGAGGAAUUCAUUUCAGUCUACUUCAUCCUCCUUCCUUCUUAAAAUAACUGACAAAGUGCCUAUGGUUCUAUUAUCUAUACAGACCUUAAAAGGACCUAUUUUCUCAGGAGAAACUGUAUCUAUGAAGUGUGAGCUGGAUGGAGAUUCUACUGGCUGGAUCUAUAUCUGGUACAAGGGCAUGGAGCAUAAUUCUAAGUUUCAUACCAAUAGUAGUAGAGAUCCUGCUGGAUCCAAUUAUAUCAUUACCCAAAGCAGGAUCUCAGACAGUGAUGUAUACCGAUGCCAAGCAGAGAGACCAGCAACACAUUUUUUCUCCAAGUUUAGUGAAACAGCCACUUUAAAAAUAUACAAUACGCCAAAACCUCGUCUGACUAUUGAGACAAAAUGGAUGAAGGUAUACCCAACAGAAAAAGUGUCUUUAAAGUGCAAGAUUGAAAAUUUUACCAGUGACUGGAUUUACACAUGGUACAAAGAUGGCAUUGAACAAAACACCUGCAGGAAUAGCCAAACCUGCUCUGUCUACACUAUUAACUCUGUGGCAGAGCAGCACAGUGGAAAUUAUACUUGUCGUGCUAAUGCUCACUCAAGGUAUUCAGAAAUAAGUGACCCUCUUUCACUUCAUGUUUUUAGUAAGUACCACCUCUGCUUUCACUGAAACUAAAAAGCUAAUGGUUUCUGUAGUCAUGGCUCACCAGCAAAUGACCAAC
Erpetoichthys calabaricus (reedfish) is the source of this 1428-nucleotide messenger RNA. RefSeq names its product Fc receptor-like protein 5. The record is from RefSeq and is a predicted model, not a curated record. NCBI's taxonomy places the organism in Eukaryota, Metazoa, Chordata, Cladistia, Polypteriformes, Polypteridae. Gene Ontology annotation, molecular function: transmembrane signaling receptor activity. The coding region runs from base 111 to 1376 and encodes 421 amino acids. Gene Ontology annotation, biological process: cell surface receptor signaling pathway. The transcript is spliced from 6 exons.